Aspergillus oryzae RIB40 is the source of this 702-nucleotide messenger RNA. RefSeq names its product Mth938-like domain-containing protein. The transcript has 2 exons. Gene Ontology annotation, biological process: mitochondrial respiratory chain complex I assembly. NCBI's taxonomy places the organism in Eukaryota, Fungi, Ascomycota, Eurotiomycetes, Eurotiales, Aspergillaceae. Gene Ontology annotation, cellular component: mitochondrial inner membrane. The coding region runs from base 1 to 702 and encodes 233 amino acids. The record is from RefSeq and is a predicted model, not a curated record.
AUGCACUCGCCAUCACCCCAACUGCUCCGCGCUUUGCGUACAUCCAUCUCGGCUCCUAAUGUUACCAACCGACUAUGCGCGAACACCCGCUCAGUAUCUCCCAUCUCUCGAAUCACUCCUCACGUACAAACAUACCGCAACAAUAGCAGCCAUGCCCGGCCCGUACGGAUGGUACCUCGCGCGCACACCGCGAAGCCAGCGAGCCGCGAUCGGGGUCCGCAGUCAACAGAGGAUACGCAAACGGACUUUGCUGCGCUGAACGUGCUCGGAAACAUCCCAGCACCUACUACCGCUAUUGAUGCCUGUCUGGACAAUGGAUUUCAUUUGGAUAAUGGCCUCAAGCUCACAAACGGCGAUGGUCUGUUGCUUGUUGGAGGCGAAGCUUUCUCAUGGAGGCCGUGGACAGCGAUGGGUGGAGAAAAGAAUGCUAUGGUGAACAAGAAGGGCCAAUUUGAGGUUGACGAACAAGCCUGGGGACUUUUGGGACUCGUAUGGCCUCGUCCGGACCUCUUGAUUAUUGGGAUGGGCGCUUCUGUGUUUCCUCUUUCCCCUGAAACAAGGAGACAAAUCAAUUCCUUGGGUGUUCGUGUUGAGGUUCUGGAUACUAGGAAUGCCGCAGCGCAGUUUAAUCUGCUUGCGACUGAAAGAGGAGUGUCUGAGAUCGCGGCGGCUAUGAUUCCGAUUGGGUGGAAGGGACGGUAG